Haliotis rubra (blacklip abalone) is the source of this 3175-nucleotide messenger RNA. RefSeq names its product zinc finger protein 354A-like. Bases 186 to 2909 code for a protein of 907 amino acids. Lineage: Eukaryota; Metazoa; Mollusca; Gastropoda; Lepetellida; Haliotidae. The transcript is spliced from 2 exons. Gene Ontology annotation, cellular component: nucleus. The record is from RefSeq and is a predicted model, not a curated record.
CUGUAUAAUGCUGUCCAGACAGGUGCUUGUCAGAAUCAAAGGUUUUCUUGUCAAAUAUCCGGAUGUAUUGCACUGAAAUGUACAUACCCGCAGGCAGUGACACGCCACGGCUAUCAAACUACAGCACACAAGAUACUUACACAUGAUUUGAAGCUCUGCACGUUUGAUCACUGAAGAUCCCCACAAUGGAUCUGCCAAUGCCAGAUAACAAUGAGAAUGUGCUGGUGGUCACCGAGGACUUCCAGUACUACAUUCCCAACUUGAAUCAGGCGCAGGUGCGGCAAGUCCAGCACACCCCAGUCUCUCAUCAUAACACUAUGAACAUGGGAGGUCACAUCCCCAUGCCUCAAGCCAGCCAGGCCCAGCAUCUAGCCCCUCCAAACAUCCAUGCUCCUCCCCCCAUGGGAAACAUUGGGGGCAUGAGGCCAGUACACAUGGUUCCCACGGGGAUGGACAUGGGGGACGGGCUACAGAUGCUGGGUAACAUCUGCAUGCAGACACAGCAGGAGAGUAUGGGAGUGCCACGGACUAUGGGAAUUCCACGGACAGCUAUGCAACCCACACUUCCAGGGCAGAGUUGCAGCUAUGCCCAAAUGUCCAUGAACGGAGGGUCAAUGCAGCAACAUCCUGGGAAUACCAUGGUGACUCAAGCAAAGGAUCAUGGGUAUUCCAGAAAUAUGAUGCAGCCCCAAAGAGAGAAUGUGAACUAUCAAUCAUCUGAGGCUUACAAAGCUGCGCUGAUGAUAAUGACACCCGAUAACAUGCAGGACAGCAUGACAACAUACCAGACAGUUCAACUUAGUAAUGUUAAUCUCAAUAUCAAUGCAAGCAAUACCAACAUUCUACCACAAGUGAACAAUCCAGUGAACUCUUUUAGUGCCACUAUUAACACUCUCAACUCUGUGAAUACAUUGAACACCCUUCCUCAGCCUGCGGUUGUCACCCAGACCAUCGACAACUGUCAACUGACGGAACUCAGGGCUCAGUUUCAUUCCGACUACAACACGGACCCAUUCCAGAAAGAAGUGGAGGAAGAUAAAUCUCAGAAGAAGAAGAAAAAGAUGACAGUUCUACGAACAGGAAAGGAAGAUGAUGGGCAGGUAAACCAAGUGAUGUUGGACAACGUAACUCUUCAGAUGCCGAAGAUACGAAAGAAAGGUAGUGGCAGAAAACCAAAGGUCAAGGCUUGUCACUUCUGUGCAAAGGAGCUUGUAGAACCAGAUAAGUCGGUGUUGUUUAAGAUUGGAGAGGAUGGUAAGAGUGUGUUCUUUGAUACUUGUAAUGCUUGUUUAGCUCGGGAGAACUCACAGAUUGCUGCAGGGAGGGGUGAAGUUCAACCAGAGCCAUUACCACCAGUUCCAGUCCCUGAAAUCCCAGCUCCUCCUAUAGUUAUACCUAAGGUUAAAACUCCAGAAGACAUAUGUCAGGUAUGCAUGAAACAUGUGGAGAAAAUAAUGUCUGUAAUCGCAAAAAUUGAAGAUGGAAAAGUAACCUACUUAAAUGCUUGUAAGGAAUGCUCCUUCAAGCCAAAGCCCGUUGAAGAAAAGAAGAAAAAGAAAUUGAAGGACAAGAAGAAGAAGAAGUUAAAGAAACUGAAGAAGUUGAAUGAGGGAGAAGAUGUUGCAGCAAAAGUAGAUGAGCCUGUUGUUGAAGGUGGAGACAUUGUUGAUGCCACACCAGAGGAACCAAAGUCAGAAGAACCAAAAGUGGUGAAGACAAUCGGAACUCAAGUAGACGAAAAUCCCUAUAAAUGGAAGUGUAGUACUUGUAAGAAGCUGUUUGGUUCUAAAAAUGAACUGCAGAAACAUCGUCGUCAGAAUCAUCGCUACUAUCGUCUCUUUCAGUGUGAUCAGUGUGAGAGUAAAAUCAAGAUCUACAGCUCAACGGAGAUGGUUGAUUGUUUCAACUGUGGUAAACACUUUGACCAAACAAACUAUAGUCCAUAUACAUUAUCGAAACAGUUCUAUGUUAAAAGAACUACUCAGGACCUUAAGUGCCCGAUCUGUGAGAAGCAGUUUUCUUCGCGACGUGGUGUGUUGGAGCAUCAGAAGAUCCACACAAACAUUAAGCCCCACCUGUGUAAUGUCUGUGGGAAAACAUUCCGGACCCUACCACCACUGCGGAUCCACAUGAGGGUCCACACUGGGGAAAAACCGUACCAGUGUGAAAUGUGUGGCAAGUGUUUCCGACAAAGUUCAGCUCUCAACAUGCAUGUGCGUCAUCACACUGGAGAAACUCCUUAUUCUUGUGAAGUCUGUGACAAAAAGUUUGCACGUAGAAGCCAAUACACCAAGCAUAUGGAGAGUCAUACUGAGAAAACAUUUGUGUGCACAGUGUGUAGUAAGAAGUUCCCAACAGAAGUCCGUCUGAAGCGACAUCACCGUAAGCAUACGGACGAGAAUCCAUACAGAUGCACUGUCUGCGGUAUGAACUAUGAAGAAAACAGUGCCUACCGCAGACACAUGCAGAAGCAUGACGUCAUGAACCCCUACCGCUGCACCUUGUGUGGCAAGCAGUUCGGAGGACGGAGAGGAUUGAUGGAACAUGCCGUGGGUCACCAGGAGGGUAAUGAGUUCAAGUGCGGUAUCUGUGGGGAGGAGUACACCAACAAGGAGGACCUGGACACUCACAUCCAAUCCCACUUCAUUGAAAAACCCUACAAAUGUCAGCACUGUGAUCUGUCCUUCUCCACCAAGAGCCUGUUGGAGCACCACACCAACUUCCACUCAACCAGGGAGUUCUUUGACUGUAAGAAGUGUGGGAAAAAGUUCACGAAGCGGGUGACAUUGGACAUGCACAUGAGGCGCCAUGAUGGUGCGAAGCCGUUCAAGUGUUUCAUCUGUGGUGAGGAAUACCUAUGGAGCACCACCUUAGAUUCUCACAUGAAGACACAUUAUGUAAAUGUUUAGAUAUUUGACAGGAUGACUUUGUAUGUCACAUGUUAAAUGAUAGAUACGUUGUUGCUCCAUUGUUUUGCUUGGACCGAGUUUUACAGUCUAAUUACUAAAGUUAUGGUUUUAUGUUUUCUUGAGUCAAAAAUUAUAUGAAAGGAAGACACUGUUUUGUUACCUUCUAGUAACUCUCUCCGAUGACAUGUCCCAAAAGAACAAUUAGUCAUUACUGAUAAUGAUAGACACCACAAACAUGAUAAAGAUGACACCACAAACAUGAUAAA